Messenger RNA from Cajanus cajan (pigeon pea), 785 nucleotides. The record is from RefSeq and is a predicted model, not a curated record. NCBI's taxonomy places the organism in Eukaryota, Viridiplantae, Streptophyta, Magnoliopsida, Fabales, Fabaceae.
AUUUAACCAAAUGAAACCCACUGUUUUAUUACGUUUUAUUUGUAUCAAACAGUUUUCAAUUAACUAAAGACUAUGGCUACUUCAUUGCCUUUGGUAUCUUCCUUCUUCAUUCUCUUCCUUGCAUACACUGUUUCAGCUAUCAAUAACACCGAAGCCACUUCAACAGUCACAAAAGACAUAGUUCCAUGCACAAUGUGCGACGAGUGCGACAACCCGUGCCAGCCCUUACCAUCGCCACCGCCACCUGUGGUAGAGUGCCCGCCACCGCCACCGCCGCCACCGCUACCAGUUGUGGUUGAAUGCCCUCCACCACCAAAGACAUCAUGUGAAGAUUGUGAAAUACCACAAGGACCUCCACGUCCGGUGUUGUACUUUCCACCAGGAACCCCGAAUCCAUACUAUGUGAAGAAUAACGGUGAAAAGAUGAAGCCUUUUCAGGCGAUGUGGCAUGUCUUUCUCUUCCUUGUUGCUUACUUGUUCAUUUAGUGAAUUAAUUGUUUGGGUGAUUCUUUGUCCUAGCUAUCACUGUUUUUAAUUUAAUUCACACUAGUGGUGGACUUAGACUCACAUUACAAAAAUGAAUGCUAAAAAGCAAGAAGAAAUGUACUCAUCAAGGUAUAGCUGCGGAAGAAGCCACAACAUUUGAGGAAAAUAAAACUUAAGAUCGCUGAUGUAAUGUGUCCUUCUGCUAUGCUUAUUUAGUGUUUGGCUUUUUGUCAUUUAUUAGUGUUCAAGGUGGAAAUAAUUGUAUCUUAUUAUUAAUGAACUGUUAAGUUUCAUGUCUA